GGAAUACUCGGGUAGCGCACGUUAACAAAAGAAUGGCACCUACACAGCGCACUUUAGCACACUCCCGUGCUCCACACACCCUCUGUGUCCACCAUCUUUCUCUUUCCCCUCGCAGUCCAACUUAUCCUACGCACCCUUUCCCUUCCAUUCCCUUCAUCCCUUUCUCUUCACUCCUCUUAGGUCUAACGCUUCUUCUUCUCUCUCCAAAAACUCUUCUUCCCCCGUACUUUUUGAAAAAAUUAGGGUUUCUGCACUUGUCGCUACGCUCGCAUUGUGGUCGCUUUAUAUCAUAUGGAUCACAGAAACAAUCCCAAGGACUCGCUCUCCUAUUCCAAUCUCUUCAAUCUCGAGCCUUUGAUGAACUUUCAACUUCCACAACGAGAUGAUGAUUUUGGUUAUUACGGGAAUAGUAGUCAGGACGAUGAGAGCAGAGAUAGCCGAGGUGGUGGGGCAAUGGCAAGUCACAGUAAUGGGAAUGUGAAUGCGAACGGAAGGGAGGUAAAUUUGUUGAAGAGAGCAUGGUCUCAAAACAGUGACGAGGAAGAAAGGAGUCGGUUUUAUGGAACAUGUAUCACAGAGGAGCGAUAUAGAUCGAUGCUUGGAGAGCAUGUCCAGAAAUACAAGAGGAGGUUCAAGGACACCUCAUCUACUCAUGCCCAAAAUCAGGUUGCUGUUCCACCUGUCCAAAGUAGCAGUGGCUCAAAAGCUCGAAAGUCUGGGAAUGAUCACUAUGGAGGACUGCAUGCUGCAGAGAUUGCAUCUGAAUGGCUAUAUGAUUCCAAUUCUCAGAAACCAGGAAACUACCAUGAUGCUAAUUUCCUGCAGCGAUAUGCCUCUGAUAGGACUAUGUAUGAACCUGCUUCUUUGGACAUUGCUGAUGGUAUCUCUUAUAAGAUUCCUCCAAAAUAUGAUAAGCUAGCUUCAAUGCUGAACCUGCCAAACUUCUCAGAUAUCCAUGUAGAUGAAUUUUACUUAAAGGGUACCUUGGAUUUGGGGUCCUUGGCUGCUAUGGUGGCUACUGAUAAAAGGUUCAUGACUACAAACCGAGGAGGCAUGGGGGAGCCUAUGUCCCAAUAUGACUCACUUCAGGCACGCUUGAAGGCCAUGUCCGCUUCUAAUUCACCUCAUAAGUUCAGUCUGAAAGUGUCCAAUGUCGGUUUAAAUUCCUUCAUCCCAGAGGGGGCAGCUGGAAACAUAAAGCGAUCUAUUUUGUCUGAGGGUGGUGUAUUGCAGGUUUAUUAUGUUAAGGUUUUGGAAAAAGGUGAUACUUAUGAGAUAAUUGAGCGAAGCCUACCUAAGAAGCAAAAGGUGAAAAAAGAUCCUGCUUUGAUUGAGAAGGAGGAAAAGGACAGAAUUGGUAAGAUUUGGGUAAACAUUGUCAGAAGAGACGUUCCAAAACAUCAUAGGAAUUUCACAAUUUUUCAUCGAAAGCAACUAAUGGAUGCCAAGAGGUUCUCAGAGAAUUGUCAAAGAGAGGUUAGAAUGAAAGUUAGUAGAUCACUUAGAUGGACUCGGGGUGCCAGCAUUCGCACCCGCAAACUAGCUAGAGACAUGUUGUUUUUCUGGAAACGAGCUGAUAAGGAGAUGAUUGAAUUGAGAAAAAGAGAGGAAAAAGAAGCUGCUGAAGCAUUGAGGCGUGAACAGGAGCUUCGAGAAGCUAAGAGGCAACAGCAAAGGCUUAAUUUUCUCAUACAACAAACUGAGCUCUACAGUCACUUCAUGCAGAACAAAUCAAGCUUAUUAUCUUCAGAGGCUUUACCAAUGGAAGAUGAAAAAGCAGAUGAUCAAGAUGCACUUUUUGACUCUUCAGAUGCUGGCCCGAUUGAGGAUGAUCCUGAAGAGGCUGAAUUGAAGAAGGAAGCUCUGAAGGCUGCUCAAGAAGCUGUCUCCAAACAAAGAAAGUUGACAAGUGCUUUCGACAGUGAAUGCCUGAGGCUGCGCCAGGCUGGUGAAGCUGAUCCACUUUCACAGGAGGUAGCAGGAGCGAGUGACAUUGAUUUGCAAACUCCCUCAACUAUGCCUGUGGCAUCUACAGUUCAGACACCAGAAUUAUUUAAAGGUUGUCUAAAAGAAUAUCAGCUAAAAGGUCUUCAGUGGCUUGUUAAUUGUUAUGAGCAGGGUUUAAAUGGCAUACUUGCUGAUGAGAUGGGACUUGGAAAGACAAUUCAGGCUAUGGUAUUUUUGGCCCAUUUAGCUGAGGAGAAAAAUAUAUGGGGGCCUUUUCUGGUUGUUGCACCUGCAUCUGUUUUAAACAAUUGGAAUGAGGAACUUGAGCGCUUUUGCCCUGAACUCAAGAGACUUCCUUAUUGGGGAGGUGUUGCCGAGCGAUCAGUGCUUAGGAAAAGUAUUAACCCAAAGGAUCUAUAUCGUAGGGACGCUAAAUUCCACAUUGUCAUCACUAGCUAUCAGCUGUUAGUACAAGACGAGAAGUUUUUUCGCCGUGUGAAAUGGCAGUACAUGGUUUUAGAUGAGGCUCAAGCAAUAAAAAAUUCAACCAGCAUAAGAUGGAAGACACUCCUUAGCUUUAAUUGUCGGAAUCGCCUUCUUCUUACUGGCACACCUAUUCAGAAUAAUAUGGCAGAGCUGUGGGCUCUUCUGCACUUCAUUAUGCCAACUUUAUUUGAUAGCCAUGAGCAGUUUAAUGAGUGGUUUUCAAAAGGCAUUGAGAACCACGCAGAACAUGGUGGCACCUUGAAUGAGCAUCAACUGAACAGAUUGCACUCAAUUCUGAAGCCUUUCAUGUUGCGGCGCGUUAAAAAGGAUGUAGUUUCUGAGCUGACUAAGAAAACUGAGGUUAUGGUGCAUUGCAAGCUGAGUUCUCGGCAGCAGGCUUUCUAUCAAGCAAUUAAGAACAAGAUAUCUCUUGCUGAACUUUUCGAUAGUAAUCGUGGGCAACUCAACGAGAAGAAAAUCCUGAAUCUAAUGAAUAUUGUUAUUCAACUAAGGAAGGUUUGCAACCAUCCAGAGUUGUUUGAAAGGAGUGAGGGUAGCACAUACUUCUAUUUUGCAGAGAUUCCAAAUUCCCUUCCACCUCCCCCAUUUGGGGAGUUGGAGGACAUAUACUAUCCUGGAGGUCACAACCCCAUAUCAUAUGAGAUGCCAAAACUUGUCUACCAAGAGAUUAUGCAAAGAUCUGAGACUUUCUGUUCGACUGUUGGUCAUGGUGUCUGCAGAGAAUCUUUUCAGAAACAUUUCAACAUUUUUACACCGGAAAAUAUUUAUCGCUCUAUGAUCUCGGAAGGUGUGGUUGUUAAUAGCGGAAACUUUGGUUUUACUCGUUUGGUGGAUUUGUCUCCACAAGAGGUGACAUUUCUGGCCAGUAGUUCUUUCUUGGAGAGACUAUUGUUUUCUAUGAUGAGAUGGGAACGUAAAUUCCUUGAUGAAUUUAUAGACUUUCUUAUGGAGACCACAGUAAGUGAUCCUGAAUGUAGUUACCUGGAAAAAGGAACAGUGAGAGCUGUUACUAGAAUGUUAUUAUUGCCAUCAAGAUCCGAGGCUCAGUUUCUUGAACGAAGGUUUGCAACCGGGCCCACCUGUGAUCCUUUUGAGGCUUUGGUCAUCUCCCAUCAGCAUAGACUUUUAUCCAAUGCAAGGCUUCUUCAUGCAGCUUACACAUAUAUCCCACCAACUAGAGCUCCACCAAUUGCUGCUCAUUGCCCAGAUCGUAACUUCUCCUAUAAAAUGAUUGAAGAAUUGCAUGAUCCUUGGGUUAAGAGGUUGUUUGUAGGAUUUGCGCGUACAUCUGAAUCUACUGGGCCUAGAAAGCCUGUUCGUUCUCCUCAUCAUUUAAUUGAAGAGAUUGAUUCUGAACUACCUAUUUCACACCCUGCACUUAAGUUCACACAUGAAGUUUUUGGCUGUUCACCUCCGAUGCAUAAUUUUGACCCAGCAAAGUUGCUCACUGACUCUGGGAAGCUUCAAACACUUGAUAUACUAUUGAAACGCUUGCGAGCAGGAAAUCAUCGUGUUCUUUUGUUUGCUCAGAUGACUAAGAUGCUGAAUAUUUUGGAGGAUUAUAUGAACUAUAGAAAAUAUAAGUAUUUUCGACUUGACGGGUCAUCUACUAUUCAGGAUCGCAGAGACAUGGUGAAAGACUUCCAGGACAGGAGUGAUGUAUUUGUGUUCUUACUGAGUACAAGAGCUGGUGGAUUAGGUAUCAACUUGACAGCUGCUGACACAGUCAUAUUUUAUGAAAGUGACUGGAAUCCAACGUUGGAUCUGCAGGCAAUGGAUAGAGCUCAUCGUUUGGGUCAGACAAAAGAUGUUACUGUUUACCGACUUAUAUGUAAAGAGACAGUUGAAGAGAAGAUACUUCUUAGAGCAAGUCAGAAAAGUACUGUGCAGAACCUUGUCAUGACUGGUGGUUCUGUUGGAGGUGAUCUUUUAGCUCCAGAGGAUGUCGUAUCUUUGCUUUUGGAUGAUGUCCAACUUGAACAGAAAUUAAAGGAAAUCCCGAUUCAGGUAAAGGAUAAGGAAAAGAAAAAGAAACCAACUAAGGGUAUCCGUGUAAAUGAAGAUGGUGAUGCAUCUCUGGAGGAUCUAACAAACUCUACAGCCCAGGGUACUACAGAUUUUGAUCUCCCGAUGGACCCAGAGGGAUCAAAUGCCAGUAAUAAAAAGAGAAAAGCUGCUUCCAGACCAAGGAAUUCUCAAAAGCCAAGUGAAUCUGGCAUUAUGGCUAUAGAUUAUGAAUUGGAUGAUAACCACCUAACUACUGAACCAGUGAGCCACAAACCAAAGAGACCCAAACGGAUGAAGAAUGUAAAUGAAAAGUUUGAAGAGUCUUUUACUGCAUCGGCUACCAUAUUCCCAGAGAAGACUUAACUUCCACCUGCAUAAGAUUUCUGUUCUCGAGGUUCUAAAGCAGAAGCAGGCUAAGACGCUUGCCAACCACGUAGUAAAUCCUCACAGUUGUACGCUCCUUUACUUGAACUAAGUUUACGCUCCAUGAAUUAUUAUUAUGUUACUAGAUAUACAAUCAUAGGUUAUGAAUUGACCUAUUCUAUCCUAAACAAAGAGAGACAUAGAUAUUUCAAUUUAAGAGUUAAUUUUUUCUAAUCCAACUUGCAAUCUGAGGAAAUUAAUUGUUCUAGGGGAAAUUAAUCUGAGUAUUGUGAUGAUGAUAGUUUGGGGUAGAGGACGGUGUGUCAUUGCAUGUAUAGCAGGCACUUGGAAAUGAAGACACUGCAUUUAAUAUGAUUACUGUGGAAAUCAUGCUUUGCUUUGCUUGCUUGCCAAUUUUAUAUUUAAGCUCCCAUCUGAAGGAUGAAGCAGAGCUAUAUUGGAAAGGAAAAGAAUUCGAGUGAUAGGAAUUAGGAACCAGUCCAGAGAGGAUGGAAGCAGCAACUUCCAUUAUCAUCAAUACCAUCUAAUGCUAAUUGGCCCUUUCUUCUCUCUUAACUUUUUAUGCAUGUCACUAUUGUCUUCUUCCUUGUCUUUCUAGGUCCUCUCUUUUCUCUGUAUACACCACUUUGAAAUGCAAAUGACCUUAAACACACACCUAAAGCCAAAUGGGGACUUCAUUCCUACAUCACUAUCUUUGCAUUGUCAACACAAACUUAUACUACUCUAUCCCCUUCGUUUCUGUUUGCUUUCUUAGGUAGCAUAGUUCUCCAUCUUUAUUAUUCUCUUUGGCCUUCAUAUAAUGCAUUAUUACAUUUAUUAUUUUCAGAACCUCAUACACAUUUCAUAUACUCUACAUUAUUUUUUAAGACCAAACCUGACGAUUGAACUAUAAGUCUGUAUUCUAUACAUAGAAAACAAAAAAGAAAAUAAACAUUAUCCAGAUAUGUUUGGCUAGGAAUUUAAAGAAAAAUGAGAACUUUGAUAAAUGAGUUUUCUGUACUUAUGGCAUUUGUGUAAAAAGGGGGGAUUGGGGAAACUGAAACUAUCAAAUCUGAAAUAAAU
Molecule: messenger RNA, 5907 nt
Organism: Arachis stenosperma
Lineage: Eukaryota; Viridiplantae; Streptophyta; Magnoliopsida; Fabales; Fabaceae
Product: chromatin-remodeling ATPase INO80
Exons: 23
Coding region: 292-4824 (1510 amino acids)
Biological process (GO): DNA repair
Cellular component (GO): Ino80 complex
Molecular function (GO): ATP binding; histone binding; ATP hydrolysis activity
Source: RefSeq, a predicted model, not a curated record